AAUAUCCUCCCUUCCUACCCAUUUCCAAAUGUCCCAACACACAUCCCUUUCUCUUUCUUUAUUCACAGCACAACUAAGCUCCAACCCCCAUCAUUUCUGUAAUAUAAAUCCUUCCUUCUCUUCAAUACCACACCAAAACAAACCAACCAUCUCUCUCUCUCUCUCUCUCUCUCUCUCCAAAACAGAGCAAGCAUCUCUCUCUCUCUCUCUCUCAUGGAUUCAUCAUCCAAUUCAAUUUCGCCUCGCAAGCUCCGAUCCGAUCUCUACAGCUCUUCAUCAUACAAAGAUGAAUCCACUAGCCCCUUAGUCAUUUCAGUCCUCGCUUCUCUGCUUGAAAGAACCAUGACCAGGAACGAAAGGAUCGUGAGAAAAUGCACUUGGGUGUCGCCCAAAGUUGCCGGGACACGCAUCUUCAACUGCUGCCAGAUUCCAGACAUGACGGUCCAGUCAUUCCUCGAGCGAAUUUUCCAUUACACUCACAUCGCCGCACCGGUCUACGUCGUGGCUUACAUCUACAUCGACCGGCUCUCCCAAUUACACCCCGAUUUCAGAAUCGUCCCUCGCAAUGUACAUAGGCUUCUCAUCACAACCAUCAUGGUUGCUUCUAAAUUUGUCGAAGACAUGAAUUACAGGAAUUCUUACUUUGCUAAGGUGGGCGGAUUAUCGACGGCUGAAAUGAACAAAUUGGAAGUGGAUUUUCUUUUCUUGAUGGGUUUUAAGUUACAUGUAAAUGUGAGUGUUUUCGAGAGCUACAUAUCACAUCUAGAGAGAGAAGUGAGCAUUGGAGGAGGCUACCAUAUAGAAAGGACUUUGAGAUCCAUGUGCAGAGGAGAAAUCACUUCCAAGGAAAAGGAGAAGAGGGAAUUCAAUGGACCAUCACGAGUUAUCGGAUGCGGUCCCCAUUGACUAGUUUUUCAGGCACUUUUAUGUUGAAGGAUUGAAUUUUCUUGUAAAUAGUUGUAAUUGUAUAUCGGAUAUGGAAGUCUCAUUGAGAAUGGUAAUUGAGUAUGUUACCUUAUCAACAAUGAAAAGUUAAGGUGUAAACCUGUCUUUUUUAGAAGAAUUAAGGAGUUUGUUAUGUUAUA
Magnolia sinica is the source of this 1085-nucleotide messenger RNA. RefSeq names its product cyclin-U2-1-like. Gene Ontology annotation, molecular function: protein kinase binding. The transcript has 2 exons. Gene Ontology annotation, biological process: regulation of cyclin-dependent protein serine/threonine kinase activity. NCBI's taxonomy places the organism in Eukaryota, Viridiplantae, Streptophyta, Magnoliopsida, Magnoliales, Magnoliaceae. The coding region runs from base 214 to 906 and encodes 230 amino acids. The record is from RefSeq and is a predicted model, not a curated record.